Molecule: messenger RNA, 1125 nt
Organism: Olea europaea var. sylvestris
Lineage: Eukaryota; Viridiplantae; Streptophyta; Magnoliopsida; Lamiales; Oleaceae
Exons: 4
Coding region: 1-1125 (374 amino acids)
Molecular function (GO): nucleic acid binding
Source: RefSeq, a predicted model, not a curated record
AUGACGUCCUACCUUGAGUUGGCCAAGCGGCUCUGCAAAGAGUUUGAUGAGUUCCAUAUCGCUCAAGUCCCACGAACUAAAAACAUCCAGGCAGACGCACUAGCUAACCUCAGAGCAACUACAAAUAAGAAACAAAGUAAGGUAAUCCUGAUAGUUUAUUUGCAAUGGCCAGCAGUUCGAAAAUCCGACGAGAACAAUAGUAUUCAUUCAUUGGAGGAACAAUCCUGGAUGAUACCGAUCAUCAGGUACCUCCAAAAUGAUGAGUUGCCACCAGACAGAAAUGAAGCUCGACAAACUAAGGCAAAGGCUGCGAGAUUUUGCUUUAUAGACGGUAAGUUGUAUAGAAGAUCAUUCUCUAGACCCUAUCCCCGAUGCAUCAGUAAUACAGAGAUCGAAUAUGUCUUGGCUGAACUUCAUGAAGGGGAGUUUGGUAAUCACUCGAGAGCCCGGAGCCUGGCGCAUCGUGCACUUACUGCUGGAUGCCAACGAUUCGCCAAUGUCUCCCACCUUCCACCAGAACGGCUCAACCCUGUUCUUUCAACUUGGCAGUUCAUGAAAUGGGGGAUGGACAUUAUUGGAAAACUCCCCGUUGCUCUAAGACAACGAGUUUUCGUGCUGGCAGUCACGGACUAUUUCACGAAAUGGAUUGAAGUCGAGGCACUCUCAAAGCUAAACUUCUCCACUCCGCGAUAUCCCCAAGCCAACAGUCAGGCCGAAUCUUCCAAUAAGACUGUCAUGAACACAUUAAAGAAAAGACUAUCUGAGGCUAAAGGAAAAUGGGCAGAUGAGUUGCCUGGUGUCCUUGGUCCUAUUGCACCACCGGUCGAACACCCACUGGUGAACGCCCUUCUCGUUGGCUUACGGCAUGGAAGCGGUCAUACUAGUAAAAAUAGGCACUCCAACAUUUCGGUGACAACUAGACCUUUCAAAGAAUGCGAGUGGGUGUUGCCAAUAGUAUUUCAAAACACUAAGGAAGCUAGUGCCGGAAAGCUUGUAGCGAAUUGGGAAGGACCGUACCUGAUUACUAAGGUUGUUGGGCAAGGAGCCUAUAAGCUACGCGCCCAAGAUGGUAGAGAUAUCACCAACAGCUGGAAUGCCAUCCACCUCCGCAAAUAUUAUUUUUGA